Messenger RNA from Fonsecaea pedrosoi CBS 271.37, 2139 nucleotides. RefSeq lists its product as uncharacterized. Gene Ontology annotation, biological process: signal transduction. Bases 1 to 2139 code for a protein of 712 amino acids. Gene Ontology annotation, molecular function: protein phosphatase regulator activity. Gene Ontology annotation, cellular component: protein phosphatase type 2A complex. The record is from RefSeq and is a predicted model, not a curated record. Lineage: Eukaryota; Fungi; Ascomycota; Eurotiomycetes; Chaetothyriales; Herpotrichiellaceae. The transcript is spliced from 4 exons.
AUGAAAGGUUUCAGGCAGAGAGUGCACGAGCAGUUAUCGAGGGCGAAAGAUAGUAACAAAUCGUCCAAGAAAAAAGAUGCGAAUAAUUCGGGCACUGCAUCACCGCUGUCAUCAUCCACUACGCUCCCCGGUAGUGAUUCGAGAUCCCCCAACAGUUCCAACACCGCAACUCCGACGUCUUCGUCAACGAAUCUGAAUGAUCUCCGAAAUAAGAGUGGGAAUCAUGAGAGCACCAAUACCAGCCACACCACCACCCAACACCAUGCUGGCUCUGCAACAGGGUCAGGUUCGCUGGCUUCUCAUUUCAUGUCGCAAGGCUCUGGUCAUGGACCGGGUGGACCUGGAACAGCCCCGGGCCGACAUCACAUUGCUCCAAGCGUUAUCAUCAGUCCAAGUGCUCCUCACAUUCCUGGACCUGGUGCGACUGAAACGAUGCCUGGCGACCUGGCGCCCCCCAAGGCCGGCCAAAAGUCCCUCCUCUUCGAUCGAUUGCAGAGUACCCCAAAAGAUGUGCCCGAGGGUGUCCGAACUCCCAAGAGACAGCAUUCAUCACGGUUUGAUGUAUCGGACCAAAGAGCUCGUGACCUAGAGAAAUUGCCCGGCUUCCAUGAAGUCCCUCCUAACCGAAGACAAGAGUUGUUCAUGCAGAAAAUUGAUCAAUGUAAUAUCAUCUUCGACUUCAAUGAUCAGACCGCCGACAUGAAAUCAAAAGAAAUCAAGAGACUCGCCCUCCACGAACUUCUGGACUACGUUGCCAACAACAGGUCGGUGAUAACCGAACCGAUGUAUCCGAAAGUUGUCGAAAUGUUCAGCAAGAACCUAUUCCGCCCCGUUCCUCCUCCUGUCAAUCCACAGGGUGAAGCAUUUGAUCCCGAGGAAGAUGAACCGGUCCUGGAAGUUGCUUGGCCUCACAUCCAAGUUGUCUACGAGUUUUUCUUGCGUUUCAUUGAAAGCCAAGACUUCAACACAAACAUUGCCAAAGCUUACAUUGAUCAUCAUUUUGUCCUUCAGUUACUGGAGCUGUUUGACUCGGAAGAUCCCCGGGAAAGAGACUUCCUCAAGACGACGCUCCACCGCAUUUACGGCAAAUUCUUAAAUCUUCGGUCCUACAUUCGCAGAUCCAUCAACAAUGUCUUUUUCCAGUUUACCUAUGAGACCGAGAGGUUCAACGGCAUAGCCGAACUUCUCGAAAUUCUUGGUUCAAUCAUCAAUGGCUUUGCUCUCCCACUCAAAGAAGAGCAUAAGCUGUUUUUGACCAGAGUACUCAUUCCUCUUCACAAAGUGAAGAGUUUGAGCAUGUAUCAUCCUCAGUUGGCAUAUUGUAUCGUGCAGUUCCUAGAGAAAGACGCAGCGCUGACAGAAGAAGUUGUGCUUGGUCUACUACGCUACUGGCCGAAAGUUAACAGCACCAAGGAAGUCAUGUUCUUGAACGAGGUCGAGGACAUUUUUGAGGUUAUGGAUCCACAAGAAUUUGCAAAGGUCCAAGAGCCUCUCUUCAACCAGUUGGCCAAAUCCGUGGCGAGUCCUCACUUCCAGGUUGCGGAGCGUGCACUAUACUUCUGGAACAACGAAUAUUUCUGCAAUCUCGUCAGUGACAACGUCGAAACCAUCCUCCCGAUCAUGUUUGCCCCAUUGUAUGAGAAUUCAAAGGGUCAUUGGAACCGCACAAUACAUGGCAUGGUUUACAAUGCAAUGAAACUUUUCAUGGAGAUCAAUCCUCAACUUUUCGACGAAUGUUCGCAUGAUUACAAUGAAAUGCAGAACACUGCUGCUCAACGAGAAAAGGCACGCGAGGCGAAGUGGGAGAAGCUCACCGAGCAGGCAAACCGUAUGAAGGCCGGAUUGGCAAAGCCCCCGACAACUCCAAGCAUCAAGGAAGUGCCAGAGACAGAUGCCGCACAGGACAACCAAGAGAGGCUAGAUGCUCUCAAGUUGCAUGAUGAGUCAUCGUCAAGCAAGCCAUCGUCGGUAAGCCCGUAUCUGCUUUGCACCACGCGACCCAGCGAUACCCUCGUUACCACCUUGUUAUCUCCAUUUUGGCUAAGACAUUCUUUUAUCAUUAUAGUGACGUUGAUGGCUGUUUCUGACAUGGCUUUGGAAUCUCCAGAGGCGACGCGCAGACUCACAUGGGCAGACUAG